AGGAAUGUAAAUGAGAAGGCAGUAAGGGUAUGGAAUAUAUAGAUCAAAGAGCAGCAUGUAGGUUGGUCAGGGCUCACCCUUAUGGGUGCUCUACAUCUCCAAAAUUCCAGCAGAUAUCUAGAAGAUUUUUCGCUGUUCUCUUUAGGGCAUCAGUUGCUCCUGAAAGGAUAAGUUAUUGGUGACCAUGUGCAAACAGUGCUCAGAGUGUGAACGUGUAGGAGAGGUAUCAAAAUGAAGGUGCUCUAUUCGUACUCUUUACAAAAUCCCGUGGUUACUAUACAUUGGAGGAUGUCACGAGCUGUUCAGCUUCCAAUCCCCUGCCCUGUACAGCUUGGUUCAUUAAGGAAUGACUCUCUGGAAGCUCAGUUCCAUGAAUAUGUCAAACAAGGAAACUAUGUUAAAGUGAAAAAAAUUCUAAAGAAAGGAAUUUAUGUUGACACUGUAAAUUCCCUGGGUCAGACAGCACUUUUCACUGCAGCAUUGUUAGGUCUUCCUAAAUUAGUUGAUGUCCUGGUAGAUUAUGGAUCAGACCCAAAUCAUCGCUGCUUUGAUGGAAGUACCCCUGUUCAUGCAGCAGCAUUUUCAGGCAAUCAGUGGAUCCUCAGCAAACUAUUGGAUGCAGGUGGUGACCUGAGACUCCAUGAUGAAGAUGGGAAAAAACCUCAGAGCUGGGCAUUGUCUGCAGGGAAGGAGAGAAGCACUGCGAUUUUGGAGUUCAUGCACCGCUGUGCCUCCCAUAUGCAAGCAAUCAUUCAGGGAUUUUCUUAUGAUCUAUUGAAGAGGAUUGACUCUCCACAGAGACUCAUCUCUAGCCCAUCCAGAUUUGGCAAUCUGAUACAUGGAAACCCUGACAGCUCUCCUAACCGACUGCUCAAAUCUGGAGUUGUUUCUUCCAAAAACAUCUACAGCUUUGGUUUUGGGAAGUUUUAUCUCACAGGAGGGACACAGCUGGCUUAUUUGGGAUCUCUCCCAGUCAUCGGAGAAAAGGAAGUGAUUCAAGCAGAUGAUGAACCAACCUUCUCUUUCUGUAGUGGUCCCUACAUGGUCAUGACAAAUUUGGUGUGGAAUGGCAGUAGAGUCACAGUGAAGGAGCUCAAUUUUGCAACUCACCAAAACUGCAGUAAGCUUCGGUUUGCUGAUUUGUUGAUAGCAGAACAGGAGCAUAGUAGUAAAUUACGCCAUCCCCAUUUGCUGCAGCUGAUGGCCGUGUGCUUGUCUCAGGAUCUGGAAAAAACUCGUCUGGUGUAUGAACGGAUUAACAUUGGUUCCCUGUACAGCAUCCUUCAUGAAAGGCGCUCCCAGUUUCCUGUGUUGCACAUGGAGGUGAUUGUGCAUUUACUCCUCCAGAUUAAUGAUGCACUAAGAUAUUUGCACUCCAGAGGAUUUGUGCACCGCUCGCUUAGUUCCUAUGCUGUCCAUAUUGUUUCAGCAGGUGAAGCAAGACUGACCAACUUGGAAUACAUGAUCGAAAGUCAGGAUGGAGGUGCCCACAAGGACCUGACUCGUGUUCCCAUCCCAGCUUUACUGUAUAGUUGGUCUGCUCCAGAAGUAAUCUUGCAAAAGGCUGCUACAGUCAAAUCAGAUAUCUACAGCUUUUGUAUCAUCAUACAAGAAACCUUAACAGAUACUCUACCCUGGAAUGGUCUAGAAGGUUCAGUUAUUAAGGAAGCUGUAGUUUUGGGGAAUCAUUUAGAAGCAGAUGCCAGACUUCCGAAAACUUACUAUGAUAUUGUUAAGACGGGCAUACAGGUCAAACAAAAAGACCGGACUAUGAACCUUCAGGAUAUUCGAUAUAUUCUAAAGAAUGACUUAAAGGAUUUAAUUGAGGCUCAGAGAACCCAUCCAAUUGAAAACACAAAUGUUCAGAAAUAUAAAAAGCAUCAUGACAUAAAUAUUUACUUUGGCAUGACAUCAGAAAAUAAGAGAGAGGCUCUUGAUUUGGAAUUCCGAGAGCUGAAAGAAACAGGUUGUCAGCCCGAUUCACCACAAUCUCCCUCAGCUUUACCUGAAAAAACAGCACUGGAUUGCGAGGUUUUGAAUCACAGCAUGGCAGCUAAAGAAACUGAGAGUCGAGACACUCUCUCUGAAUUGGCCAGGGCUUGUAGCCCAAGUCGUGGAGAGGAGAGCCUCUGCAGUUUUGAAAUAAAUGAAAUCUACUCCUGUUACUUGGAUAUGUGUGAUGAUGAUUUGGGAGGAAUCACUACAUCAGAGAUGUCUGUAGGAAAUGGAAGAAACCUAGGAGAGGAGACUAAGUCCAUAACUGGAGAGUCACCUGAAAUAAACAAGGCUGCCCGCUCGGAUUAUGGAGAGGAUGACACACUUUCUGAAGCGGGCACAGAGUCUUCCUUUGAGCACUGGGAACCUCUCAGUGAGAAUUUCACUUCACACAUACAGGAGGUGCCUAGGGAAGCCAAGCCAGACUUGAGCAGCAAGUCCAGAACGGAGCAAUAUAUCAGUAAAUGUGUUCUCAACCUGAAAAUCUCCCAGACUUUAAUGCAGCAGGCAGCCGAAUCCCUGCGCAAUGCAGAGCAGAAAAUAGGCACGCUGGAGGUCAUGAGGAGGCGGCAGGAGCAACAGAUGUCCUCCUCGUGGGCUGCCCUCAGCUUCUGUGUUCGGGGUCAUGACCCAUUAGUGCUGUGGGCUGCCGCUGGGCCCCCUGCCAAGUGCUACAUCCCUCCUUCGGUACAGGUGCUAGCCCAGCAGCCUGGCUGUGUGGACCAUUUCCAGAACUUGCUGAAGACGGCUCGGGCAAUGAGAGAAUUCCAGGGUAUGGGUCUCGAAGGCAGUGUUGGCCAGAGACACAAGAGAAAAGGGGGUCACAGCUGGAAGCCUUUUGAGUCUGUUCCUGAAGAGAGUAUUGGAGACCAGGCUGAAAAGAACCCCCAGCCAUUAUCCUUUUGUGGAACCAACAGACUGUGCACAAAUGUUAAGUUACAGUACCCACAAGGCGAUGAUGAGAAUUUGGAAAUUACUACCAGAAACCAAGAGACGGUCAGGAUGAAUGUGGACUCAAUAUCAUCUGAAUUCUAUAACUCAAAGACAAGAGGUGAUGACAGUAGAGAGGCACGAUUAAAAUGGACAACUGAAGUGAAAGAAAUGGCUGAAAAAGCAGCUAGUGGACAGCUUGGGAGUCUUCUUUGGUAUCCUCAGAGCAGUCUCAUCUCAGACAGUGAGACAGAAAAUGAUUCUGAAUCUGUGCGGCAGCCUUUUCCUAGAGAACCAUUGCACUCUGACUGCCCCGGGGCUGAUCCUCCUAGAGAACAUGAUGAUCCCAGUGGGAAGGACCAGGGUGAGAAAACCAUCCUUAAUGACCAGGACAGUGAGGACAGUGAGGGGAAAGAGACUGGGUUCCAGAAUGUAACAGGCACAAGACAUCACUUGCCAAGGAAGAAAAAGCAUCCAGAACAUGGAGGAGCCUUUCACAAGCAUUCUGACUCUCCUGAAGGAAUUGAGAAGUUCUGUAGUGAGCAUUCUAUGGAAUCACCUCGUUCAGUAGAUUCUUCUGAAGAUGUAACAGAUGAAUUUUUAACUCCUGAUCAUGAUUACUUUUACUCUUCAACUGUUCAAGAACAUUUAGAAGCUAAGGUAAAAGUUAAAUCCCAGACUUUUCAUGAAGAAAGUGACUUGGAAGUCACACAAGAAGUCUGUAGUGACCAAAAACAAGAUUCUGGUAAAAUGUGUUCAGGUGGAGAAAGAUUUCAAGUGAUUGAAAAAAUUCUUGGCAAUAAGUCUGAGUGUGUAACAGAACUUCAAUUCACACCCAUAAGCCUUGGAGAAGAAGAAACAUUAGAAGAAUCCUCAAAAGAAUUGAAAGAAAAGGAUAUAUCGUUGGUAGAUAUUCAGGAGUUGUCCAGUAUUUCAUGGGAACAAGGAUGCUCUUAUAAGGAAAUCCCCUGUAAAACACCCAGAACAAGUCAUGGACCAACCAGUGUCAGCACUCCAGUCAGCCCGGCAGGGGCAGCUUCAUCAGUCAUCAAUCUGUGUAAAGACUGUUCUGAAGGGAGCUCUUCCCAACCUAAUAUCCAGGCGACCUCUUGCUGGGACAGCCAGGACUCCAUUCAGACAAUGUCAAAUACAUUCAUGACAGCCAGCCAUGAAAAGGGCCAGAGAACUGAUUCCUUCUCCUUCCCCUCUGAAAUGCCUUCCUUUGGACUGACAGACCAUUUACAGGAUAAUUUGUCCACAUUCAGUGGUUCUUCUAUCAUCAAGGCCAAAACAGAAUCUGUGAAACUAUUUCCUGCCACUCAGCAAAGCAGAUUUCAUAAAGAGAGAGCAGAUUCUCCUUCAUUAGAGUGUACUGAUGAACUACCUCUACCUUCUCAAGAACUGCUUGAUGAAAUAGCUCUAGAUCAAAGGCAUUUAGAAGAAAAGCUAAUUGAAAAUAAAGGAGAAGAUGGCAGUAUACUUUGGACCAAAGAAACUCUGUACCUAACAGAAGAGACAGACAGGGCUCACUCUACUCUGGAUGAGGAGUUGGAAAGAUGGCUACAGCCAUCUGAGAAGAGCCAGGAGCUUCAAGGUCUUACAAAGAGCCCUGCAAGGGAGACAAGUCUAACAGAUCAAGAAGUUGGUGAAAAGAAGAAAAAGGGGGAAGAAGGGACCAAAGCAGAGAGAAGGAAAAUAGACUGCUUUCCUGGGAGCCCUGAAGAUCAGGAAGAACUGAAACCUGGUUUGUGGCAUCGCCUGGGUUGGACCCAGCCAUCCAGGAUAAUCGUUCUGGAUCAGAGCAGCACCUCAGACUAAUCUGAAUUAGAUAGUAGAUAAGUUUCCGGUAUGUUUUUGUGUUCUCCCUGUUGCACACUCCCUGCCUCUGGUUGCCUGUGAUCCUUACGACCCUCAUCAAAUCCUUCUGCAGUUGGUGGUGCUUGGACUUAACUCUUCACUAAAAUAACAGACACGAGGGAUGUGCCUGGAUCCAUUUGCUGGUGCAUAGAGCCUUGUUCUUUAGUCUUAGUUUAUUGGUGAGAGAGUAUUUGGGGCAUAAAAGUUUUUUUUUUUUUUUUUUUUUUUUUUUUUGUGGGCCUGUAAAUUUAGUGCUAUUCCUGUCAGUGGCUCUUGGUGGGAUGAAUCAACCAUUCACUAUUGGUUUAUGUAUCAUAAAUGUUCCCUGUGUUAGACUAGUUUGGUUUUCACUGUGUAAGAUGCUACUGCUCUGCCUGCUUAUUCUAAUUAUGCUGGUACCAAAGAGUGGACACCUGAAGUUUACAGGGGCUUCAACGCAAAGAAAACCCUUCAGUUUAUAUUUUGGGAGAUUGUCAAGUGAAGAAUUGGUCACUGUCCCACAUAGAAAAUGGAAAUCAGCGUUUUAUAACUGAGACAUUGCUUUUAUUUUGAGUUAUUACUCAUUUUCAUACUGGUUGUCUCAAGUUCUGGUUAGUAUCCACUUAACAAGCAAAAAGGUUCUGUGCUACUCCAUAUGUAGUCUGGAGUAUGGGAAUGUGGAGGGACAGAAGUACCCAGGAGAGGGUAGGGUACAAGCUCCUUAAAGGAAAGACUGAGUUAUUACAUAUUUCAACACUAUAUAGCUCACAUAUGGUGUCAAAGAAGUGAGCUAAAGCUAACAUCUCCAUCAUAUAUUAUAAUUCAUUCGCCUGGGAGGUGGGCAUAAGUACCCUGGAUACAUAUUAUUAGAGCACGGUAUUGCCUUGACUUGCUUCCCCUUUAUGUUUGAAUAUGAGCUGUCAGCAGCACUGACCAGAUAACCAUCUGUCUUGAUGAAAGAAUGGUGGAAUUUUCAAAGUUUGAAUGCUACAAAGAGGCAGCUAUGAGAGUACAAAAUAAAUGGAAAUUUUUUAUGCAAAAAAUGUUAUACAGUUGUGUUGUGUUAUUGGAAUACCAGCCAAAAACAAGAAUUCAUCAUGGGGGAGAUAAAGUAAAAGACAGUCUGGUCUCCACAAGUUUAUAGAAAAC
Molecule: messenger RNA, 5910 nt
Organism: Sarcophilus harrisii (Tasmanian devil)
Lineage: Eukaryota; Metazoa; Chordata; Mammalia; Dasyuromorphia; Dasyuridae
Gene: TEX14
Product: testis expressed 14, intercellular bridge forming factor
Exons: 31
Coding region: 232-4743 (1503 amino acids)
Biological process (GO): male meiotic nuclear division; protein phosphorylation; intercellular bridge organization
Cellular component (GO): midbody; intercellular bridge; kinetochore
Molecular function (GO): protein kinase activity; protein binding; ATP binding
Source: RefSeq, a predicted model, not a curated record